GUCUGUUUUACCAUGCCGUGUAUAAUCCUGUUAUUUCUUUCUCUCCCUGAGAAAACCGUCGUACAUUCGAUAGACCGUGAUUUCGUAUGAGCGCGCGCAUUCCGACCGGAAAAGAUGGCCGAACUGUCGGUUGACAUCGGCUCACUUAACCUCAUUCUAGUAUCCGCUAGGUGCGUGUAAGUCGACGUUGUCUCGCAGUCGUGUAUGGUUGUAAGAGUAACUGUUGCUUAGAGGGAGACGGACAGGUGUUUAUCUCUGGCUGAACCGUGCGGGAUAGUUCGGUGCGAAAGUUUCGCGGUUGCAUCGCGAGAGCAGGCGGAGCAUCGUCUCUCUCGUAGGUCCGUUUAAUCGGCGAUCGCGCGCACGCGCCACAUUCUCAAUCUGUCAGCACCCGCUCGUCUUCCCUCUCUCUUUCACGUUUUCAACGUCUGCGCCUCACGCGUGUAAUUGUCGCCAUAAUUGAUGUAUCGAUCGAUAAAAUAUUAAUAGACAACGCUUCGCGACGAGCUAAGCGCAAUCUCGAUCCGAAGGAUGACCGAUCGCGAAACGAAGAUGAUGAUGCGGCUGUGACGUUAGCCCAGAGACGAAGUCGAGCGGAGGAAUACGCAGGCGGGCGAACGGAGCGUGCGAGAGAGAAAGAGAGCGUGCACGGAGAACGGUGCGCGGCGGCGCGACUCCGUUGGACUUUCCAGGAGAGCGGCGCUCAGAGACUCGCGGAGUCAACGCGUGGCCACCGUGGUGUCGGGCAGUUAUGUACCGUUAGCUCGAAUUUAUUUCAUUAGCCAGUUCGGGCGAGAUCCAAGUUCGCCUGUCUGCCCACCUACCGGCCGAGAAGGACCGAAUUCAAUCGCAGUCGUAAAACCCGGAAACGUAGUGCGCGUCCCUCUGUUGAACGGGAAUCAUUGCGCGCGCGAGCAAGAGAUAAAGAGAGACGCGCACACACACACACACACACACGCAACGAGAAAGUCCGACAGAGAGAGAGAACCGAACGGCAGUGUGCGAGCGCGAAUUUAUCGCGGAGUCACUCUCUUGGAGUUUCCGUUAGAGGAAACGCGCGCGCGUCCCGUCCACAUACGCCAGCACGUAUGACGUAUGCACCGACAGACGCAACGAGUACAUCGUCGAGCAGCAGCGUUGUGCAUGUAGAAAUGAGAAAGUCGUUGCCGUUGCGUUGAGGAUUGGGAACGACGACGCAGGCCAGACGGCUGAUUUCCGUACUAAGCUACCAGGAGAACGAAGGCGGCGACAGUAGCAGCGGUACGCUGAGCCGAGCACGUACGGGGAAUCGCAGCUGCUGGCUCUCACCUGUACGUACAAGUAAGUAGCACCACCGGACAGCAGCAUACCCAUUCUCGGCACGAUCGUUUCUCUCCGCGUAUGUUCGAUGAUGCAUGUAUUACACAAUCGCGUACUUUUAAGCGCGGCGGCUUUGUUAUCGAGCCGACGGCGCCGAGUGGCAGGUGCCUCACUCUCAACGACGGAACCGCGAAACAGUGGCCACAGAGAGCACCCACCCCAAGACACUAAAAUCGUCGCGGGGCCCUCGUCGUGGCUCACGGCUUGGCUCGAGCUGGCUUUGGUGGGGUGGUUGGAGGUGCGGACAGUGGUUGAGAGGCUGGUGGGGUUGGAAAUUGCGUGGUGUUCCGAAGCUGCAAAAUGAAUUUUACACCAUUCACCGGGUUCACGACGCCAGGCACUGUUCAUCAGUUCGCUACGGCCAAGUUCGCACAAAAUCUUACCACCGGCGGGCAAGUUGUUGGAGUAUUGUCCGGUGGUGAGGGCGGAGUGCACUACUUAAGGCCGGUCGACCCGAAUGGCUUCGCCGUCGCUCAAGGUGGCAACAAUCAGCAACAGCAGAUCAUAACGUUACCCAUCACCGUGCCAGGGAAAGAUGGAACGCAACAACAGCAGACUGUUCAGAUACAAGUUGUCAACCCUAGCGUAUCACAGAGCGGAAACAGCGGCGAUCAACCCAAGUAUCAUUUGGCGCCGAUAUCACUGGGCCAGUUCCCUCAAGGAGCAGCUACCGUUCUCACUGUCGCCUACAGUCAGCAGGGCGCGGAUGGGGUUCAAAUUCAAGUACAACCGCAAAACACCGUAGCGACUACGCAAACAUCCGACCAAACGACACAGAGCACGUCUACUGCCGUGACCACCACAUCCCAGCAGACUAUCCAGCAAACUGUGCAACUGCCAGGAGCGCCCGAGGGAUUGACCGUGGUCGCUCAGAUCCCGCAAGAUUUGAUAUUGCGAGAGAGCAUAGAGGAGUCGAAGGAAGACGUGAAGGAGGGCACAACACCGGUGGCCCUUAUUAAACGAGGUAGCGUCAAGAGUCAAGGUAAUCAGAGCGGAGAAGAAUUCAUUACCUCUAUGCCCGCCAGCUGGCAGAGUCUCGCUGCGGGUUCCGCUCAAGUCGCGGACUAUCUGUCUCGACUGCCUACCAGUACCUUGCCCAUUAGUUUGCAACAUUUUCUCAAGUUCUCUGCGGAGACUAUAAAGCGAGAAGCUACCAUCGAGUCCAGUCCGCUCGGAGCGGACGGUCUCGAUACUUCCGGCGGUGCAGCUUCGGGGGAGCAGGCGGUACAGAUUACUGUUGCCGGGGGCGAAACUGCGAUCAUUCCUGAUGUUGUGGAGGAACAAGAGCCGGGAGUGAAGCCGAAGCGCAAGAAGAAGUACAAGAAGAAACCUCCAAAACCGAAGAAACCAAAACCAGGACAGGUGAGCAUAGUUACCGCGCUUGACGGUACGACUCUGUUUUGCUGCCCUCAAUGCAACAUGGCGUAUCCGGAGAAGGAGAGCUUGGAACAGCAUCUAAUUGGGCACAAAAUCGAGAGGCGAUUCAUUUGCGACAUCUGCGGCGCUGGUCUUAAACGGAAGGAACACUUGGAGCGGCACAAAUUGGGCCACAAUCCCGACAGGCCGUUCAUUUGUUCCGUUUGCAUGAAGGGUUUCAAGCGAAAAGAACACUUGAAUCUCCAUUUCGUUAUACAUUCUGGGCAGAAAACCGAGGUCUGUACUGAGUGCGGGAAAGCGUUUUAUCGCAAGGACCACCUUAGGAAGCAUGCGAGAUCGCAUCUCGCCAAGCGUGCCAAGGAGGACCCGUUGAACACGGAUUCCGCGCAAAAUCAACAGCAAGCAGAGCAACAGCAACAAGUGGAGCAACUGCAGCAACAGUCCUCGGUGCCGGAGCUGCAGCAAAUCCAGAUACAAGUUGGGCAAGGAUCUCAGGCUCAGAUUCAUCAGAUCUCGGUCAGCGAGCAGUCCACCGUGGUGUUGCCUACAGCCGCCGAAACCGGAGCUAUGACCAUGCUUCAUCAUCAACAGCAACAGCAGCAGCAACAACAGCAACAGUCGCAACAGCAUUAGCAACAGCAUACCGCCCCGAAUCAACUCGGGCGGUACUUUCGUUUCAAUCAUCAACAAGCUAGAGGUCGUGCAAAACAUGGCGUACUCGUUGAUUGAGUUCUUCUAUGCGAUAGGCAAAUUGAUGUUACUUAACGCAAGUUUCGUUCAUCAUCAUUCUUGCCUGGUUGAUGAUUUGGCAAAGUCUCACCGUUCAAACGCCUCCGUUCCUUUUUUGAGGUAAAAUUCGUCGCCUUGUUUGUCGACGAGUCGAUUGAAAUUUUUGAAUCUACGCGCGCGCCAUUGGCUUGUAUAUUCUUUCUUAGUGAAGCAAACAUACAGCUCGUAUGCGUGCACGACACUCGCGUGUUUGGUAAAAAAGAACGCACUCUGAGCUGUACCGAUGAAAUUCGUUCGUACAUAAAUAUAUACGAGUUUCUCUUGAACGUACACGUUAUAGCGUACGUGGAAAGAAGUGACAGCAACAUCCGCUCGCCUCGGACAUAACGUUUUUUCGUCGCUAAUCCAGUUCCAUGACGCAAGUUAGAGAUAAAUGAAAAAGUUUAUAUAUAUAAAUACAAAAAUAUAUUUUUGAAAGCGCGGACUGGAUUCGCCGGAGAUGAGAAGGCAAUCGAGUUUUGGGCUGAAUAUAAUUCGCUUCUACGAUAGUAAAAUACGUAAAUAAAAAAAAAAA
Dinoponera quadriceps is the source of this 4039-nucleotide messenger RNA. Its product is annotated as zinc finger protein 384-like. Bases 1660 to 3369 code for a protein of 569 amino acids. The transcript has 3 exons. Gene Ontology annotation, cellular component: nucleus. Lineage: Eukaryota; Metazoa; Arthropoda; Insecta; Hymenoptera; Formicidae. The record is from RefSeq and is a predicted model, not a curated record.